UACCGGCGCAUCAUAACAACAAACAACAUGGUACCCGUACAUCUCGCCACGUAUCUAUUGACCAGCUAUAAAUACCAGCCUAAGCAAAAAAUGGUCCUCUUAAUGGAAAACCGAUGAAGAUCGAACACUUAAAAAUAUCAUCAGGAGAAUUGCCGACGGUUUAUACUAGGUUCUGCAGUCUUAUUCUUACAGUUAGACAGCUCAGCUAGCAAGUGGCAGAUCUGUUGCAAACAUUGAUGCCUGGACAUCUCAUCUUGCAGUUGGGCGAUACAUUGUUCAUGCACCUGAGUGAUUGACCCUACAACAGUGAACUCUUGGUCACAUGUACCGGUACGCCUGUACAUGUACUUUGGUGAAAAAGAUCACGUAGCAUGUACUUGUAUGUAAGAUGUUGUCUUCAAAAGAGACUGUUGCACCACUUUAGAAGAUGACCUUGUACCAAUAGAAGAUGACCUUGUACAACUUAAGAAGAUGACCUUGUACCACAGUUGUCUGACUUUCUGGACACACUGUAGUCUAUGUGCUCUGAAGAUAUGGCCAGCCACACAAAUUUUGAAUUCUUGAAUACAUGUGAAGACGGUGCAUACACUGUGUGUUCGCUAAAAUCCUGCAGUAUUAAAAGGCUGUGCCUGUAUUUCAAGAGAGAAGCUAAAGUCAUUAUUGAUCCUACACAAAGGGAAAGAUGAAUAUUUAAUUAUUUGAACAGAGAUGACAAGAUCAAUUUUGAAGCAAAAAGAAAAAAUCAAUAUUUAUUUAUUACAGAAGAUAUAUUUUGGCAAACUUUUAUUUAUUGACAUGCUCAAUUUGAUUUUUAAAAGUCUUUGAAUUAAGUUUAUUCUAUUUUUGAGUGGAAGAAUUAUUGACAAGAUGGGUUCCGUUGUAACUGACAACUCGAUCUUCAGCUAUCGGUAUUUGACGAUGGUGAACCUGAUAACGUUAGGAACCGAACUCUGCUCGUCUGCGGCCUUCAGCUAUCUCCCUCCCCUACUGCUCGAAGCUGGCUUCUCAGAAAGCGGGAUGAGCACCGUCAUGGCCAUGGGACCGUUCCUGGCGCUGUUUCUGCUCCCUGUAAUGGGUACGUCAAGUGAUCGUUGCCAAAGUCGGUUUGGGCGUCGUCGACCUUACAUCGCCGUACUCUCACUAGGAAUCAUCGUUUCGCUGACCCUUCUUCCAAACACGAAACUGAUCACUGCCUACUUCACCCCCUACUUCACCCCCUACUUCCCGGAGAAGCAAUUCGGCUUGAUCGUUCUAGCAGCAUGUGUGAUUCUUCUAGACUUCUGCUCUCAGGUAUGCUACACGCCCAUCGAGUCACUCCUGUCGGACCCCUGCAAAACGGAAACCCAACGUAACCGCAGCUUCGGAAUAUUCUCGCUGAUGAUGUCAUUGGGUGCGUGUCUAGGGUACUGGAUUGUGUCAGUUAAUUGGAGCGAAACUGUCCUGGGUUUUUACUUGGGAGGACACGAAAGAACGUUGUUCUCUCUACUGCUCAUCCUGUUCACAUUCUGUUUUAUUCUAUCGACUUACAUUGCGCGCGAUCCUCCAUUACUUGAUGCUUCACUCGAAGACAUCAUCGAAGUGAACUCUGCCAACCCUCAUACAGCUCUGAACGGAAAGCCAGUACUAAAGCCUGCAAAUGGUUCCACCAUUGCAUCAGUACCUUUUAUGGUAUCAGCAACUCAGAAGACUCUCUCCUAUCGUGUCCCCUCCAGGAUAUGCAUUCGUGUGAAGUCCAUGUGCUCGUCUCUUUUCGCCUGCAUUCCUAGACCAAAGAUUGACCUCAGCCCCAUUAAGGGCACUCUUGAGGGCAUAAGGACGAUGCCAAAGGCUAUGAAGAUGCUCUGGAUGGCUCACCUAAUGACGAGCACAGCAGUGAUGGGUUUUCGCUUAUAUUUCACGGACUACAUGGGCGAAUCGAUAUUCAGUGGCAAUCCCGAAGCAGUUGACGGCUCUCUUGUCAAAAGAGCUUAUGAAGAAGGUAUUCGUAUGGGAAGUUUUGGUCUCCUGCUGCAUAGCAUCAUCUCCGCCGUGUUCUCACUCGUCAUAGGGGCCGUUAUCACCCGGUGGGGGGCUGUUCGCACCUACCUGUUUGGCAUGGUGCUGUUCACAUGUGCAACCUUCGUCAUGCUCUUCAUGGACGGUAUCGUGUUCACACUGCUCCUAGCCAGCCUGACCGGCUUCGCCAAUGCUACUAUCACCACAGUUCCGUACACGUUGCUGACGGGGUACCAUCAGAAAAAAGAAUUGUACUACCAAGACAGCGACGAUACCGGUGUCCAUGGCAAGGGUGCAGAUCUGGCCCUCCUAGACAGCGCCUAUAUCCUCUCUGAAGUUAUCUCGUCGUUCGCCUUUGGCAUCAUCGUCGAGAUGACCGAGACGACGGGAGCGUACAUAGCAUGCUCAUUCGCGUGUGGUCUUGUGAGCUGUUUCAUGGUACUUAGAAUUAAGUAGUACUAAGUCCUUUUAUUAUAUAAUACAGUGAUGCCAGUUUUCAGGCAGUAGCCUGAAUUCGGGCCCUGGCGAGUUAUUUACAGACCAUAGUUUAGGCUUUUUUUCGUACAAAAUAGCUCAUUCUAGGUGAUUUUCAGGCCUGACCAAUUCUUACUGGCAUCCCUGAUAAUAGUGGAUG
Messenger RNA from Strongylocentrotus purpuratus (purple sea urchin), 2629 nucleotides. It is a transcript of the gene slc45a3, whose product is annotated as solute carrier family 45 member 3. The record is from RefSeq and is a predicted model, not a curated record. Lineage: Eukaryota; Metazoa; Echinodermata; Echinoidea; Camarodonta; Strongylocentrotidae. Gene Ontology annotation, biological process: transmembrane transport. Gene Ontology annotation, molecular function: sucrose:proton symporter activity. Bases 868 to 2451 code for a protein of 527 amino acids. Gene Ontology annotation, cellular component: membrane. The transcript has 4 exons.